Phascolarctos cinereus (koala) is the source of this 7920-nucleotide messenger RNA. The record is from RefSeq and is a predicted model, not a curated record. NCBI's taxonomy places the organism in Eukaryota, Metazoa, Chordata, Mammalia, Diprotodontia, Phascolarctidae.
AAAGAUAAGGAACCGGCCGUAGCGCCUACUCCCGACGCAUGCUGGGAGCCUGGAGGUCUUGGGAGGAGGAGUUGAGAGAACGGAGCGGCCGCCAUGGCGACAAACAUCGAGCAGAUCUUCAGGUCCUUCGUGGUCAGUAAAUUCCGGGAAAUUCAGCAAGAGCUUUCCAGUGGCAGGGUUGAAGGCCAGCUGAAUGGUGAAACAAAUCCACCUGUAGAAGGAAACCAGUCAGGUGAUGCAGCUGCCUGUGCAAGGAGCCUACCAAAUGAAGAAAUAGUGCAGAAGAUAGAAGAAGUGCUGUCUGGGGUCCUAGACACAGAAUUGCGAUAUAAACCAGAUUUAAAGGAGGCUUCCAGAAAAAGUAGAUGUGUAUCUGUACAGACAGACCCUACUGAUGAAAUUCCCACCAAAAAAUCAAAGAAACAUAAAAAACACAAAAAUAAAAAGAAGAAAAAGAAGAAAGAGAAAGAGAAAGAGAAAAAAUACAAGAGACAGUCAGAAGAAUCUGAGUCAAAGCUGAAAUCUCAUCAUGGUGGGAAUAUAGGGUUAGAGUCUGAUUCCUAUUUGAAGUUUGAUUCAGAGCCCUCAGUGAUGGGGCUGGAACACCCUGUCAGAGCACUUGGGCUGCCUAAGCCCCCUGCAGUAAUGCUGAAGUCACCAACAAUGACAUUGGGACUGAAUGAAUCCCCUGCAGUUGCUCUGGAACCUCCUACAAUGGCAGUAGAGGUAUCAGAACCACAUACUUUAGUAGCACUGAAGCCAGCUUCAGUUGGGGAACUAUCAGAACUACAUGCAGCAUUAGUCCCAGACCCCUUCACGUUAGAUCGACCAGAAUCUUCUGUGGCAGUAACACUGGAAUCAUCUGUGAAACAGACAUUGGAAUCUCCUGCAGUGAUGCCAGUGCCUACUACAACAGUAGUGCUGAAGUCAUCUGAGGCACAUGUGACAGUAUCAUCUGAAUACAGUGCAAGAUCUAUGCCGAAGCAUUUGGAGAUUCCAUCUUCAGAGCAGUCAAAGAUCACAUUGCUUGAGCCUCCAGCAUCAAAACUGCUAGAGUUAUCAGAAACUUGUGUGGUGACAGCAUCAGAGACACCUGCAGAGGUCCAUCCUAGGUCAAGCUCGAUGACAGCUUUAGAGUUGCCAGAGUCAUCUGUAACUGAAGUUUUGAGGGUGCCUGAGCAAUCUACAACAAUACCAUUGUUGUCUGUGGAGCCUCCUACAACUACCGUGUUAGAGUUGCCCAAACCACCUGCAGUCUCAAUGCCAGAGAUGCCUGGGCCCCCCACAACACCAGUGCUGGAGUUACCAGGACCCCCCACAACACCAGUGCCAGAGUUCCCAGGGCCUCCUGUGACAUCAGUGCCGGAGCUGCUGAGAACCCCUGCGACGUCAUUGCCGGAGCUGCCAGGGACCCCCGUGACGUCAGUGCCGGAGCUGCGGCCCCCUGUGAUGUCGGUGACGGAGCUGCCAGGGCCCUCCAUGACAUCGAUGCCAGAGGUGCCGGGCCCCCCUGUGAUUCCGGUGCCAGAGGUGCCGAUUCUGGAGGUGCCAGGGUCCCCUGUGGCAUCGGUACUUGAGUUUCGGGGGCCCCCUGCAACACCGGUGCAGGUUCCGGAGUUGCCGGGGCCCCCCGGGACACUGGUGCCAGAGUUGCCGGGGCCCCCUGUGACACUGGUACGUGUACCAGAGUUGCCGGGGCCCUCAGCAACACCAGUGCUUGAGUUGUCACAGGAUUUGCCUGGGCUUCCAGCACCAUCGAUGGUGUCAGAGUUGCCUCAGGAGGUGCCAAGGCAACCCACGAUGGCGCUGGAAAUGCCGCAAGAGUUGCCUGGGCUGCCUGUGGUGACAACAGCAUCAGAGUUGCCUGGGCAGCCUGUGGCGACUGUGGCUUUGGAAUUGGCAGAACCACCUGUGAUGACAACAGAGCCGGAGCAGCCUACAGUGAUGCCAGCGCUGGAGUUGCCGGGGCAACCUGAGGUGAUGACAGCAGCAGGGUUGCCUGGGCAGCCUGUGGCUACAACAGCACCAGAGUUGCCUGGGCAGCCUGAGGUGCCAGAGUUGCGGGGGCUGCCUUCGGUGACCGGGGUGUCAGAGUUGCCAGGGCAGCCCUCAGCAACUGUGGUACAGGAGUUGCCGGGGCAGUCUGGGGCACUAGGGCAGCCUGUGGCAAAUGUGGCACUGGAGUUGCUGGGGCAGCCUGUAGCAGCAGAGCUGUCAGGGCAACCCACAGUAGCUGCAGCGCUAGAGUUGCCAGGGCAGCCUGUGGCAACUGUAGCGCUAGAAAUGUCAGGUCAUUCAGUGAUGACAACAUCGGAUCUGCCAACGAUGACCGUUUCCCAAUCCCUGGAGGUGCCUUCAACCACAGCGCUGGAAUCAUACAGUACAGUAGCACAGGAGCUACCUACCACAUUAAUGGGGGAGACAUCUGUAACAGUAUCAGUGGAUCCCCUGAUGGCCCCUGAGUCCCAUAUGUUAUCUUCCAAUACCAUGGACUCCCAGAUGUUAGCUUCCAAUACCAUGGACUCCCAGAUGUUAGCUUCCAACAGCAUGGACUCCCAGAUGUUAGCUUCCAACACCAUGGACUCCCAGAUGUUAGCUUCCAACACCAUGGACUCCCAGAUGUUAGCUUCCAACACCAUGGACUCCCAGAUGUUAGCUUCCAACACCAUGGACUCCCAGAUGUUAGCUUCCAACACCAUGGACUCCCAGAUGUUAGCAACUAGCACCAUGGACUCCCAGAUGUUAGCAACUAGCACCAUGGACUCCCAGAUGUUAGCUAGCACUAGCACCAUGACCAUGGACUCCCAGAUGUUAGCAACUAGCACCAUGGACUCCCAGAUGUUAGCAACUAGCACCAUGGACUCCCAGAUGUUAGCAACUAGCACCAUGGACUCCCAGAUGUUAGCAACUAGCACCAUGGACUCUCAGAUGUUAGCAACUAGCACCAUGGACUCCCAGAUGUUAGCCUCCAGCACCAUGGACUCUCAGAUGUUAGCCUCCAGCACCAUGGACUCCCAGAUGUUAGCCUCCAGCACCAUGGAUGCCCAGAUGUUGGCAUCUAGUACACCAGAGUCCUCUAUGCUAGGUCCCAAGUCACCUGAUCCCUACAGGUUAGCCCAAGAUCCAUACAGGUUAGCCCAGGAUCCCUACAGGUUAGGUCACGACCCUUACAGGUUAGGUCAUGACCCUUACAGAUUAGGGCAGGACCCCUAUAGGCUAGGCCAUGAUCCCUAUAGGCUAGCUCCUGACCCUUAUAGAAUGUCUCCCAGGCCAUAUAGGAUAGCACCCAGGCCAUAUAGAAUAGCACCUAGGCCCUAUAGAUUAGCACCCAGGCCCCUAAUGUUAGCAUCUAGGCGCUCUAUGAUGAUGUCAUAUGCUGCUGAACGCUCUAUGAUGUCAUCCUAUGCUGCUGAACGUUCCAUGAUGUCUUAUGAACGUUCUAUGAUGUCACCAAUGGCUGAGCGCUCUAUGAUGUCGGCCUAUGAGCGCUCUAUGAUGUCAGCCUAUGAGCGCUCUAUGAUGUCUCCCAUGGCUGAGCGCUCUAUGAUGUCAGCCUACGAGCGUUCCAUGAUGGCUUAUGAGCGCUCCAUGAUGUCUCCAAUGGCUGAGAGGUCAAUGAUGUCUAUGGGUGCUGACCGUUCCAUGAUGUCAUCCUAUUCUGACCGUUCUAUGAUGUCAUCCUAUUCUGACCGUUCUAUGAUGUCAUCUUAUACUGCUGACCGCUCAAUGAUGUCUAUGACUGCUGAUUCCUACGCUGAUUCCUAUACAGAUUCAUAUACUGAGGCAUAUAUGGUACCACCUCUGCCUCCUGAGGAGCCCCCUACCAUGCCACCUUUGCCACCAGAGGAGCCCCCCAUGACACCACCAUUGCCUCCUGAGGAGCCCCCUGAGGGACCAUCAGUACCUGUUGAGCAGUCAGCAUUACCUGUUGAAAAUACAUGGGCUACUGCUGGAACAGCAUUACUCUCUGAAGAACCAGCUUUGCCUCCUGAGCAUCCUGUAAUGCAGACAGAGAUUCCAGAGUCUACAAUGUCCGAUUAUUCUGUAGGAGCUCCAGAGCCCUCAAUAUUAACAUCAGAGCCUGCUGUAACUAUUUCAGAGCCACCACCAGAGCCAGAAUCUUCUAUGACAUCAACAUCUUUAGAGUCUCAUAUGACACAAGAACAUGCUAUUGUAGGGCCACAGGCGGCUGUCCUAUCUUCUGGGCCCAAUGCAGUGUCAGAGACUGCUAUACUAACUGCAGAACCUACUGAACCUUCUAUUGUGACAGAGUCAGUGGAAACCUUUGAGCCUAUUUUAGCAUCUGGGCCUAUCUCAGAACAGAUUAUGUAUCUGACUGAGGUGGCAGUCCCAGAGCCCUCAGAAAUGGCAGUCCCAGAGGUGGCAGUUGCAGAGCCAACAGAGGUGGCGGUCCCAGAGACAACAGAGGUGGCGAUCCCAGAACCAACAGAGACAGUGAUUCCAGAGCCAGCAGAGGUGGCAAUCCCAGGAUUGGCUGAGAUGGUGGCCCAGGGGCCAGCUGAGAUGGCAGUCCAGGGGUCAGUUGAGGUGGUGGUCCAGGGGCCAGCAGAUAUGGCAGUCCAGGGGCCGGCUGAGGUGGCAGUCCAGGGGCCGGCUGAGGUGGCAGUCCAGGGGCCAGAAGAGGUGACUUUCCAGGGGUUGGCUGAGGUGACUUUCCAGGGGCCGGCAGAGGUGGCAGUCCAGGGGCCAGCAGAGGUGGUAGUCCAGGGGCCCACAGAGAUGGUGGACCAAGGGCUGACAGAAGUGAUGGUCCAGGGAACAGCAGAGGUGAUGUUCCAGGAGCCAGCCACAGCGGUGGUUCAGGAGUCUGCCAUGCUGGUCCCAGAGCUGACUGCAGCACUCCCAGAGCCAACCAUGACUGAGGUGGCCAUACCAGAACCCACAGUCUUAGAGCCAUCUGCCACAGUGCCUGAUGGUACUGUAGUGGUUCCAGAACCUACACCAAUGAUGGAGUCUACAGUCAUGAUUUCCGAGCCUGUUAUUAAAAGAACAGAUGUAGCCUCAUCUAUUGAGUCUAAUCUUUCUCAACAGACCACCAUACAGGAAAUGUCCAUUCAGUUGAGUGAAGAGGCAAAUAAUGAAAAAAGGCAACUGGAGAGUCAUUCUUAUGAAAGCAUGCACCAUGUAAAUAUACUUUUGGAUGUAAAUAGUCCUUUAAUUGCAAAAGAGACAGAACACAACACUGUUUUUGCCACUAGCCCUGUUGUUGUUGGUGAAGUUGGUGUGGAGAAAUUUUUGCCUGGCAGUGAAACUGAUCAUAACACAGUGUUGACCACCUGCCCUAGUGAAGCUAGUAUAGUUGGAACUGUAUCUACCACCAGUUCCCAUAUUCAUGAACUUGAUGUAAAGGGAACUACUAAGGAAAUUGAACUUUAUACAGCAUCUAUCAUCAGCUCAGUAAGUAAGGCUGAUGUGGAGGGACCUUUACCUACUCAAGAGAUUGAACAUGACAUGGUAAUUUCUACUAGUCCUAGUGGUGGUAGUGAAGCUGAUAUUGAGGGGCCUUUGCCUGCUAAUGACAUUCACCAUGAUGUAUUGUCUGCUAAUAAUCUACUUGGUAAGACUGAUCAAGAAGAAGCAUUACCUGUGAAAGAUAGUGAACAUGAUACGGUCAUUGGUAUCUGCCAUAAAGAUGGUGGUAGUGAAGCAGAGAAAGAGACUCCACUGCCUGCCAAAAAUACUGAACCUGAGCCUGUAUUUGCUGCCAGCAUUUGUGAUCUUAAUGAUGCAGAUCUAGUGAGACCUUUACUUCCCAAGGAUAUGGAACGUGUCACAAGCCUUAGGACUGAUAUAGAGGGACCUUUGUCUACAAGUGGAAUUGAACGUGACAUAGUAACUACUGCCAGCCCUGUUGUUAUUAGCAUACCUGAAAGAGCGUCAGAGUCUUCAUCAGAAGAAAAGGAUGAUUAUGAAAUCUUUGUGAAAGUUAAGGACACACAUGACAAGAGCAAAAAAACUAAAAGCCGUGAUAAAGGUGAGAAAGAGAGGAAAAGAGAUUCUUCAUUAAGAUCUCGAAGUAAGCGCUCUAAAUCUUCAGAACACAAAUCACGUAGACGCACAAGUGAAUCCCGUUCAAGAGCAAGGAAGAGAUCAUCCAAGUCUAAGUCUCAUAGAUCCCAAACACGGUCACGGUCGCGUUCAAGACGUAGGAGGAGAAGCAGCAGAUCAAGAUCAAAGUCCAGAGGAAGGCGUUCUUUAUCAAAAGAGAAACGUAAAAGGUCUCCAAAACACAGGUCCAAAUCUAGGGAAAGAAAAAGGAAAAGAUCUAGCUCUAGAGAUAAUCGCAAAGUAGCCAGAGCUCGAAGUCGUACACCUAGUCGUCGCAGUAGAAGUCAUACUCCUAGUCGACGAAGAAGGUCUAGGUCUGUGGUUAGAAGAAGGAGCUUUAGCAUUUCUCCUGUUCGUCGUAGCCGCACCCCUAGCCGCCGCAGCCGCACCCCUAGCCGCCGCAGCCGUACUCCAAGCCGCCGCAGCCGCACCCCAAGCCGUCGAAGAAGAUCUAGAUCUGUGGUAAGACGAAGAAGCUUUAGCAUAUCACCAGUUCGGCUAAGGCGAUCACGGACACCCUUGAGGAGGCGUUUUAGUAGAUCUCCUAUUCGCCGAAAACGUUCCAGAUCUUCUGAAAGAGGCAGGUCACCACCUAAACGUCUAACGGAUUUGGAUAAGGCUCAACUACUUGAAAUAGCCAAAGCUAAUGCAGCUGCCAUGUGUGCUAAGGCUGGUGUUCCUUUACCGCCAAACCUAAAACCUGCACCUCCACCAACAGUAGAAGACAAAGUUGCUAAAAAGUCAGGAGGAGCCACAAUAGAAGAGCUCACUGAGAAAUGCAAACAGAUUGCACAAAGUAAAGAAGAUGAUGAUGUUAUAGUGAACAAGCCCCAUGUUUCGGAUGAAGAGGAGGAAGAACGUCCUUUCUAUCAUCAUCCUUUUAAACUCAAUGAACCUAAACCCAUUUUUUUCAACUUAAAUAUCGCUGCUGCAAAGCCAACUCCACCAAAAAAUCAGGUAACAUUGACAAAAGAAUUUCCUGUAUCAUCUGGCUCUCAACACAGAAAAAAGGAAGCAGAUAGUGUUUAUGGAGAGUGGGUUCCCGUAGAGAAAAAUGGUGAAGAAAACAAAGAUGAUGAUAAUGUCUUCAGUAGCAAUUUGCCUACUGAGCCUGUGGACAUCUCUACAGCAAUGAGUGAGCGUGCACUUGCUCAGAAGAGACUUAGUGAAAAUGCAUUUGACCUUGAAGCCAUGAGCAUGUUAAAUCGAGCACAAGAGCGGAUUGAUGCCUGGGCUCAGCUCAACUCAAUACCAGGCCAAUUCACAGGAAGUACAGGAGUACAAGUUCUGACACAAGAACAAUUGGCAAAUACUGGUGCUCAAGCCUGGAUUAAAAAGGAUCAGUUCUUAAGAGCAGCCCCUGUAACUGGUGGAAUGGGAGCCGUUCUGAUGAGAAAAAUGGGCUGGAGAGAAGGAGAGGGAUUAGGAAAAAACAAAGAAGGAAAUAAAGAGCCUAUUCUAGUUGACUUUAAGACAGACCGAAAAGGUCUUGUUGCCGUGGGGGAGAGAGCACAAAAAAGAUCUGGAAACUUCUCUGCUGCGAUGAAGGAUCUGUCAGGUGAGAGUAAACAUCCUGUAUCUGCAUUGAUGGAGAUUUGUAAUAAAAGGAGGUGGCAACCACCUGAAUUUCUCUUGGUUCAUGAUAGUGGCCCUGAUCACCGCAAACACUUUCUCUUUAGGGUAUUGAUAAAUGGAAGCGCUUACCAGCCCAGCUUUGCCAGCCCUAAUAAGAAGCAUGCUAAAGCCACAGCAGCUACUGUGGUUCUUCAAGCAAUGGGCCUUGUACCAAAGGACCUCAUGGCUAAUGCCACUUGCUUCAGGAGUGCCUCACGUAGAUAGAGAUUGAGGUUU